This is a messenger RNA of Lachancea mirantina, 570 nucleotides long. Lineage: Eukaryota; Fungi; Ascomycota; Saccharomycetes; Saccharomycetales; Saccharomycetaceae. The record is from the annotation of a GenBank genome assembly.
AUGUCUUUAGAGUCCAAUUCAGCUUUCAGAAAUAGCAUUUCGUCGUACAUUCCCAAGGGGGUGUCCUUUAAUGAGCUGGAAGAGCUCGAGCGCCAGGAAAAGAAGCACCCGCUUCCCACAUUCGAUUUCGAGGUCGCGUUCGCGCUGGGCUGCUUUGUGCGCGAGAACGCGAUUCGGUUGUUCCCUGAUAAGGCCAUUGUGAUCGACAUCUCCUUGCCAUCAGGUCAAUGUCUGUUCCACACCACCACGAACCACGGCACGGCCCUGGACAACGAUCUAUGGGUGCAGCGCAAGCGGAACACUGUGUUCCGGUUCGGACACUCUAGUCUCUUCAUGGGCAGGAAAAUGAGCAGCAAAAAGGCGAAGACAAUGGAAGAAGCAUUCUACAUCAGCCACGAAAACUAUGCUGUUCAUGGUGGGGCCAUCCCACUUUUUGUCGAAGCCAUUGACGCCGUUGUUGCGUGUCUCACCGUUUCGGGGCUCAAGCAAGAGGAGGAUCACACGCUCGCGAUGGCGACACUGGGUGGGUUCUUGCAAAAGCAGUCACAGGACCAUUUAAGUCUUGAUUGA